AUGGCUGCCCGCAGCGCCGCUCUUAAGAUUGACUGGGUCAAGGUGACCAGCUCCCUCGGCCUCCGCGGCCAGACCGCUGCCUCUCUCCAGGCUUUCAAGAAGAGGAACGACGAUGCCCGUCGCAAGGUUCAGCUUCUGUCCGAACAGCCCCAGACCAUCGACUUCGCCCACUACCGCAAGGUCCUGAAGAACCAGGCCAUCGUCGACGAGAUCGAGAACCAGUUCAAGACCUUCAAGCCCGCUACCUACGAUGUUUCCCGUCAGCUGAAGGCCAUCGAUGCCUUCGAGGCCCAGGCCGUUCAGAGCGCUGAGGAGACCAAGGGCAAGGUUGAGGCCGAGCUCCGCAGCCUCGAGAAGACCCUCCAGAACAUCGAGACCGCCCGGCCAUUCGAUGAGCUCACUGUGGAUGAGGUUGCCUCUGCCCAGCCUGAGAUUGAUGAGAAGACCGCCUCUAUGGUCAGCAAGGGCCGCUGGAUGCCGGCUGGUUACAAGGAGCGCUUCGGCGAUAUGUCUGUUGUCUAA
Molecule: messenger RNA, 522 nt
Organism: Aspergillus pseudonomiae
Lineage: Eukaryota; Fungi; Ascomycota; Eurotiomycetes; Eurotiales; Aspergillaceae
Product: F1F0 ATP synthase subunit d
Exons: 4
Coding region: 1-522 (173 amino acids)
Biological process (GO): proton motive force-driven ATP synthesis
Molecular function (GO): proton transmembrane transporter activity
Source: RefSeq, a predicted model, not a curated record